AUGCGCCAUGAUGCCUUGGAGCUCGCAAGACAAGCGCUCGACGACUUUAGGGCUCCGUCGGGCGACGCCACGACCUCCGCCAAGGAUUCGUUUGCUCGGCUCUUAGCAAGCUGCCGGGAUGUGGGCGAGGGCAAGCGCAUCCACUGCUCGAUUCUCGAGAGGGGCCUUGGCCAUAGCAGACUCCUCUCGAAUCUCCUCAUCCAAAUGUAUGGAAGGUGCGGCCACGUCGACGCCGCGCGAGGGAUAUUCGAAUCCAUCGGCGAGCCCAACGUCUACUCGUGGUGCAUCCUCCUCACGGCAUAUGCCGAUAAUGGGCAUCUUGUUCAGGCGCGAAGGAUAUUCGAUUCCAUGCCCGAGCACAACCUCGUAUCAUGGACGGCCAUGAUCGCGGCAUUUUCACAACGGCAGGAUCUUCAUGAGGCACAGGCGCUCUUUGAUUCGAUGCCCGCGCAAAGCAUUGCCGCGUGGAAUGCCCUAAUUACGGCAUAUGCCACAAGUGGGCAUUGUGAGACAGCAAGGCGCUUGUUCAACUCUAUGCCCGCCCGGGACAUCAUCUCCUGGAAUGCCCUAAUCGCGGCGUAUGGUGCAAACACCUUGCUCGGAGAAGCCGCGGGCCUCUUCUGGGCCAUGCCCGAGAGAAACGUGGUGACGUGGACCUCAAUGCUCACGGCAUAUGCCCAAGGUGGGCAUAUGCUUGAAGCUAGAAGAAUAUUCGACUCCAUGCCCGAGAGGAACGUUGUGUCUUGGACCGCGAUGCUCCACGCAUAUGCCGAGAGCGGGCAUCUAGGGCUCGCUAGGGCGACGUUUGAUGCGAUGCCCGAAAGGAAUGUGGUGUCGUGGACGGCCAUGGUCCAGAUCUACGCGCUUGCCGGCCAGGUCGAGCGCAGCAAGGAGAUCUUCGAUGAUAUGCCCGAGAGAAACCCUAUGUCUUGGACGACGAUGAUCCAGGCGUACGCUUGCCACGGGCAAAUCCGGGAGGCCGCGGCUACAUUCCAGGCGAUGCCGGCGUGGGAUAUGGUGGCGUGCACGGCGAUGCUUGCGGCGCACGCCGCUAGCGGGGAUUUGGAGGCGGCGAAAUCGCGCUUCGAUGGAAUGCCGGCGUGGGAUCUGGUCUCUUGGAGCGCGCUCCUCGCGGCGUAUUCCCUGCGCGUCGAUCGGCCGGAGCUCCUCGAGAAUCUCCACGAGCAAGGAUCAGGAGAGAGCGAUGGCGCCGUAAUAUCGGGCAAGAUGCUGGAUCGGGCAAAGACGCUCUUCGAUCUGGUGCCGGAGCGCGAUCCAGUCAUGUGGACGUGGAUGAUCGCGGCGUUCUCCCACGCCGGCCAUCUCGAUCGAGCGCGCAGGAUGUUUGAGACGAUGCCGGAGAGGGAUCUGGUCUGCUGGAACACGAUGAUCGGCGUGUAUGCCGAGUCCGGCCACCGCAUGAUCAUCGAGCUCGUCCAGGCGAUGGAGCUCCAGGGCCUGGACCCCGAUCGAUUCUCCUUCAUGAGCGCCAUCGCUGCGUGUAGCCGGCUGGGAUGGCGCGACCGGGGCUGGAAAUAUUUCGUGUCGAUGAUCCAAGAUCGGGGAAUCCGGCCCUCGCGAGAGCACUUCUCGUGCGUGGUGGAUCUGCUGGGGCGAUCGGGAGAUCUGGGGCACGCCGAGGAGCUCGUCCGAUCGAUGCCGUUCUCGCCGGACGCCACGGAUUGGGGGGCGCUGCUCGGUGCGAGCGCGACGCAGCGCGACGUGGAUCUGGCGGCGCAGGCAGCGGGGAAUGCAUCAGUGCUGGAGCCGGAGAUGGCAUCGUCCUACGUGCUGCUCGCCAGCGCCCUGGCCGAUCGAUCGAGUGGAGGAAGAAGAAGAGAAAGUAUUUAG
Molecule: messenger RNA, 1851 nt
Organism: Selaginella moellendorffii
Lineage: Eukaryota; Viridiplantae; Streptophyta; Lycopodiopsida; Selaginellales; Selaginellaceae
Product: pentatricopeptide repeat-containing protein At4g02750-like
Exons: 1
Coding region: 1-1851 (616 amino acids)
Biological process (GO): RNA modification
Molecular function (GO): protein binding; RNA binding
Source: RefSeq, a predicted model, not a curated record